This is a messenger RNA of Paracoccidioides brasiliensis Pb18, 3879 nucleotides long. RefSeq lists its product as uncharacterized. Gene Ontology annotation, molecular function: RNA polymerase II complex binding; chromatin binding. Gene Ontology annotation, cellular component: Cdc73/Paf1 complex. The transcript is spliced from 8 exons. The record is from RefSeq and is a predicted model, not a curated record. The coding region runs from base 1 to 3879 and encodes 1292 amino acids. Gene Ontology annotation, biological process: transcription elongation by RNA polymerase II.
AUGGUGGGUAAGAAAUCUGGGGCAAGUGGGGAGAUGCUGAAGAAAGAGGGGCUGGCGAGAUUUCACAAUAACAUGGCCCUUACGAGCUGGCCACAGGUUCCUGCUAUCAACCAGAAGAACUAUUAUACUGAGUACCUGAAACGGGAUGACCAAAUCCUUGCCUACCGACUUCAGAAUGAAGAAGCCCGCAAUCGCAUGACUAAAAGUGCCAAAGAUCGAGAUAGAGCUCUGGCAAUGUCUAAAACAGAGCUCCCACUUCCAGACACCGAGCAAGAUGCUGAUGGAGACACCGGGUUGGACGACGCGAAUGGGGAAUCCGCCCAGGAGGUGGUUGGCUCCAAAAUCAUCGUUAUGCACGUUGGAAGCCAGAAUCUACGGAUCGGGCUCGCAAGUGACGCGUUGCCCAAAACUACACCCAUGGUCAUUGCACGCAAGUCUCACGAGAACGAGGCGGAAGAAGACGGUGGUGAGCCCAGACCGAAACGCUUAAAGCUUGAUGAUGGACGGCUUAUGGAGCCGGAAAAGAUGUUUGGACCUGAGUUUUCAUCCCAAUACACUACAAUGUGUGCAGAACUCAGAGCACAUAUGCGUGCAAAUAAAAGACGAACACUUCCCAACUCGAAAGAAAUGGUGAUCAAUUACAAUCGUAGAACAGUGCCAGAAACCAUCUCUGAGCAUAAUGAUCCAAUGCGUAUUGAAUGGACGGAAGUUCCGUCUGACCCAAAGCAAGCCCCUGAGUACCUCACCGGAGAAGCUGCAUUGAGAAUACCAGACUAUUCUAACCCUCGAUAUAAGCUAUUUUGGCCUAUCAGGCACGGAAGGCUCAAUGAAAAAGACUACGACAACAAGACCCUGCUCUUUCUAGAUAUCGCACUCAUCCUCGAAGAGGCCAUGAAGUCCCAGCUUAACUUGAUCCGCAAAAAGGACUGGGGCCAGUACUCCUGCGUUUUCAUUAUCCCAGACCUUUACGAACGGGCAUACGUUACGCAGAUUUUGGAGAUGCUGAUGCGAGAAUUUGGAUUUGCCCGCGUCUGCUUUGUGCAGGAGAGUCUUGCGGGGACUUUUGGAGCUGGAUAUACGUCAGCUUGUGUCGUGGAUAUAGGUGCCCAAAAGACUUCAAUUUGCUGUGUUGAGGAAGGCAUGUGCAUUGAGAGCUCGCGUGUGAAUCUCAAAUAUGGCGGGGCAGAUGUGACUGAGACAUUUAUCAAAAUGAUGCUCUUUGACCACUUUCCGUACGAGGAUAUCAAUCUGAACCGUCGCUACGACUUCCUACUGGCUGAAGAAUUGAAAAGGAUUUUCUGCAUGAUGAAUGAAUCCAACGUCUCCGUGCAGGUGUCCGAGUUCCAUCUUCGGGCAUCUGGCCAAGAUACACGCAAGUACACCUUCAAGGCCUACGAUGAGGUCAUCCUUGCACCAAUGGGCCUAUUUCAGCCUGAGAUAUUCGACGUCUCCCAAAAACUCAAAGGACGUCGAAAGCUAAUCAGCCGAUCAUACGAUUUAUAUGAUGGCCAACCCAACGACCCCACCUCAGCCGCCCAGUCAGAAAUCCUCAUGGCGAUUGCGCCCUCUUCACCACCAAACAGUAACUCUCAACCAAACCUCGCCGACGUACAAUCAACACCCAGCCGUUCCCAAAUCCUCAACGCCAUAAGCCGUCUACAAGACCAAGACCCAACCCCACGUUCCUCCGUCGCCGGCUCCCCAGCCCCCGACGCGAUCGGUACGCCGCAACAAGGCGGCCCGGGAACUCCAGCUCCAGCCUUCCAAGCCCCAGCGCCCUCCACAACCCCACGCCGCCCUACCGUCGAAGAACGCGACGACAUCCUCCCCAUCUUCCCGCUAGACAAUGCAAUCUUCACGGCCAUCGGUGGCGUGGCACGCGUCGAGGAGAGGAAGUUCACCGACUUCCUCGGCGGGGUGUUGGUGAUUGGUGGGGGGAGUUUGAUUUCGGGGUUCCAUUCGUUCUUGGAAGAGAGGAUGCAUAUUCGGCGGCCUGAGUUGGCCAGUGCGGUUAUGGUUGGGACGCCGCCGAGGGAGUUGGAUCCGCAGGUUGUGGUGUGGAAGGGGGCGAGUGUUUUUGCGAAGUUGGAUGCGACGAAUGAUAGUUGGAUUGGCAGGUUAGAGUAUGAUCGGUUGGGGAGCCGGAUUAUGACUUAUAAGUGUAAUCCAUUUUCAUUGUUCCUGAACUUUCCAUAUUACGCCAGCCUUCCGUGGCUGCUCCCCGUAGUAGCCAUGUCAAAAACAAAAGAUGGCCACUCCGGUGAGAGCUACCACCAGGAAUACAUCGCCUCUUUACGAUAUCGCAAUGACUUACCGCCCCCCGAAAUGCCUCCCAAAUUCCUCGAGAUUCCCCACGAAGGGCUAGAGCGCUUUCUUACUCCGGGGUUUGCAUCAACUAUGGCGCGGCGUGAGGAGCCCAACAUUGACGUAGAUGCGGAAGGUGGCAUGCCUAUUGAUUUAGUGGGCAUUCCGGGCCUGCAUUUAGGAGAUGAGAGUGCUAUUAUGGCACCUGAAAAUCCCCCCCCAAUCGAUCCCGCUGAUCUUCCCCUUCUUAUGACCCUCGACCAGCUCCGGAAUCCAGCUCCAAAGAAUGCAAACGUCAGUUUCCUGCGGCGCACGCAGUAUAUUGCUGCCGGCGCCGCGGGUCGUGGAGCGGACGGAAACCUCAAGGCAGUGCCCUUUAUCACUCCCACCUCCGUGAAAUCAGCACCCCGUGCGAUGAAACCCACUAAGCUCUCUCGUGAUGAUCCAAUGCACGUUAAAAAAUAUAUUCAAAAGGGAUUUGACAUCGCAUAUCCAGAAAGCAAACAUGAAGGUGAAGAUACAGCAAGCAGAAUCAAAGGCCUACUUGCUACAAAAGUAGAACUUGACGCCUGGGCAAACCCCACUCAUCCUGAUAAUCCGAAACUCAAACCAGUCGGAUUCUACCCCGUCAUUCCAGACCUGGGCGGUUUCCCUGACCCAGGCGGCUACGUGCAAUUCAAAUUCGACAAGGCGCCUGUCCAAGCAGCUCAGGGGCGACGUGAUGAGCGUAUGGAUGUCGGGAUCCUCGUCCCCUCUAUGCCCGAAGAGCGCGUCAGCAAAGAGCACGCAAGCAAAACUGCGCUUCACAAAGCAAACCCAUCUCUAUACCCGGACCCAGGCCCUAUCCCCUGGGAUUACGACCUCUUCCUCCCAGAGAAACAAGAAACAGCCCCACAAAUAAAAGCCAGUCUGAACGUUCUAAACCCGAACCGGAACGACGAAGAAAACUACACACAUGAAUCCACCGGCACUGACGAAAUUCUCAGACACCACCGCUACGACCGUAUCCGCACCUACGCCACCAGCUCACAAAACCUCCACCCGGAGCAGAAAUACAAAGACGUCGCACUCGUCCUGUUUGACCCAAGGGAGACAUCGAACCAAACAUCUGCCCUACCCUAUCGCCUCAAACAAAAGGCCGCCUAUUAUUAUCCUAUCCUUGGUAAGACGCGGCUGAAGCCCGAGCGCGCACGCACCAUCGCACAAGCAGGGUUGGCUCCGACACGCCCCAAAGCCAAGGAGGAGCAGGUGCAUCAGAUUCAAAUUGUUGUACGGGAUCCAGAUGAGGCGGAGGGGUAUAAGCGGGCCUCGCAUCGGGCGCAGGUUGAUUCGAAGUUUGCGAAGACCCUGCCACCGCCACCAGAAGACAAGAGACAGACGGAGGUGAAAGUGGAUGGAGGGAAGCAGGAGGUGUUGGCGGAGAGGCCGGCAGGCGUGAGAAGGGAGGAUGAAGGUGAGGAUGAAAUUGAGGAUAGGUAUAGAGAGAAUGAUAGGGUUGAUGAGUCGGGUAAUAUUAAGGACAAAGAAGAGGGGAGGCAGAGUAGUAGCGAGGAUGAUGAGAUGGUUGAUUCGUGA